This is a messenger RNA of Salarias fasciatus (jewelled blenny), 2308 nucleotides long. RefSeq names its product glucoside xylosyltransferase 1a (gene gxylt1a). Gene Ontology annotation, molecular function: UDP-xylosyltransferase activity. The transcript is spliced from 8 exons. Gene Ontology annotation, biological process: protein O-linked glycosylation via N-acetylgalactosamine. Bases 104 to 1453 code for a protein of 449 amino acids. NCBI's taxonomy places the organism in Eukaryota, Metazoa, Chordata, Actinopteri, Blenniiformes, Blenniidae. The record is from RefSeq and is a predicted model, not a curated record.
GUCUGGUUCAUCACAGAUUACUCACAGACUGAGUAGAGGUGUGGUAGUUAGAUACCCCGGGGCAACAACGACAAUGAGCAGGGCAUAAUAGUCGUGUCGCAAAAUGCGAUGCUAUCUCCACGCAUUUCUGCUGUGCACGGUGCUCACCUUGUUCUCUCUGCUGUAUGUGGUCAGCCAGCUAGCCUCCUCCCUGGAGGACGGAGACGAGCGCGUGGUGAGAGAGCGCGGCUUACCCGACAGCAGCCGCCAUGACGCGGGGAGCCUUCUCAGGAAAAGCCCGGGAUUGGUAGGCCUCCGGGGCGGCGGCGGCGAUCAGGAGCUGGACAGGUGUAAAUCACUGUCAGUCUCCUACUGGAGUCCGUAUUGGAGACUGCCUGCUGAUGUUUGUGGAGUGAACUGCUUGUUGGAGACAUCUCUUAGAGAGAGGUCAGGCCCGGCGGCCCGGGGACAUGCUGAUGAGAGGAGUCACCUGGCCGUGGUGGCCUGUGGCCCCCGGCUAGAGGAGACUCUCACCAUGCUGAAGUCUGCCGUCCUCUUCAGCAAAAAGCCGCUGCACUUCUACAUCUUUGCUGAGGAUGUGCUGCACGACGGCUUCAGGAACGCUCUGGAAUCAUGGCCGAGAACAGUUCGGACCAGGUUUAACUUCACAGUCCACCCCAUCACCUUUCCCAAGGAGAACGCUAAAGAAUGGAAGAAGCUCUUCAAACCUUGUGCCUCUCAGAGACUUUUCCUCCCGCUCAUUCUGAAGGAGCUGGAUUCCUUGAUCUACGUCGACACAGAUAUUCUCUUCCUGCGGCCCGUGGAGGACAUCUGGGCCCUGCUCUCUCAGUUCAACUCCAGCCACCUGGCAGCCAUGGCUCCCGAGCACGAGGAGCCGCGCAUCGGCUGGUACAACCGAUUCGCCCGCCACCCGUACUACGGCAAGACCGGGGUCAACUCAGGGGUCAUGCUCAUGAACAUGACGCGCCUCAGGGAGAAGUUUUUUAAGAACGACAUGACUCCAGUCACGCUGCAAUGGGAGGAAAUCCUGAUGCCUCUUCUUCAGAAGUACAAACUGAAUAUAACCUGGGGCGACCAGGAUCUUCUUAAUAUCAUAUUUCAUCACAACCCAGAAAGCCUCUUCGUGUUCCCCUGCCAGUGGAACUACCGUCCAGAUCACUGUAUUUAUGGCAGCAACUGUCAGCCGGCGGAGCAGCAAGGUGUCUUCAUUCUCCAUGGAAACAGAGGAGUUUAUCAUGACGACAAGCAGCCGGCAUUUCGAGCCGUCUAUGAAGCCAUCCAGAAGUUCCCUUUCGGGGGGGACAUGGAGGCGUCCCUGCUGCGGCCGCUGGAGGCGUCGCUGCAGUCGACCACACACACGUACUGCGGCCGAGCCAGCCACCUCUUCACCAAGAGGCUGAAAGAGAGUGCCGCGUCUGUCCGGCAGGACGCCGCCACCGUACAGGGGGGAUGACGCGCCCUCCCCCACACGCCAGUACGGCGCCACCGUGCCGCUCUGAUCGCAGAGAUUCAUGUUACUCCUGUGGAGACGAUCAGCUGGAGGACACACACACACACUCUGUCAACGCAGCAACUUCAUUUGUUUACAGACGGCAGAAAUCAGUGGGCCGAGUCGUGUGUGUGUGUGUGUGUUUUGUUUUUAAAGCUAAUGUUGGUACAUAUCUGCACAGUGGAGUCACAAUCAGGCUGCUCAUGAUUUCUCACUGUGGUGCAAAACGCACUGAAUCAGUUUGCCCUGCAGAGAUUUUGAGCUUCGGAGCCACUUCCUGUUUUCCAGACAAUCAGUCGGACAUUUUUACUUUUGUCUUAUACAGAAUCUUCAAUCACUCUGUUGUCUACGAAUUUUGUUAUAAAAACAAAUGCAGACUUAUAAAGAGUAUUUUAUUAGAAUGUUUAAUAUAAAUCUGCAUAUGGAAUGUGUAUUAGUGUUUUUUGUUUUUUCACGAAAAGGCGACUCCAUUAUUUUCAGGUAUUUUAUUAACUACAUAUUGAACUCCUGUUAUUGAACAAAACAAGUGUUUGUUGGUAAUAUCUGAUCAGUAUUUAUUAUAAUUGGAUGGAAGCACUUUGGAAGCCUUGUGCACAAAUUUAACACGCGGUUCAUUUACUCAUGAGAUGUUUACUGUUGUAACUAACCAGCCUCGGCGUCUCUGGUCCGAAAUGCGGUACGUUGUCAAGUGUCCAGGUAAUCUCAGAAAUGUUGCACAACUGCUGGAACAAUUGAUGUAAGAAUGCAAAAAGUCUUCUGUAUUUUUUCAAUGUUUUGCUGUAAAAGAGGAGAUAAACAUUUAAAUGAAUAUUAAAUUAA